AUCAACCCUGCUGAGUGAUCGAGGUUAGAACCCCAUGUUUUCGUUGGCAGAGACCACUGAUGCACUGUAUGCAAAAUAUGAGUGAACCGCGUUGGUUUUUAACCUCGUCCUUUCAGAGCCUGAAAACCAAAGUUAGUUACACGCGAAAUUUCAAGAGAUUUUAAACUUUUCAGGAAGAAGUACAGUUUGUAAGAGAUAAUUUUACAUAAGUAGACCAUGGACGAGAUUGAUUACAAGUUGAGAUCACAGAAUCCUACUUUGAUAUCACACGCGAUAUCCAAGCUGAUCGAGGUAAUAGACAAGAAAUUGGAAACGGAGGAAAAGAAUAUUUCAAAGAUAUCAGAAUUUAAAUUGCUCUCGUCCAAAUGCAACAGCGAGGAUUCUAUAGUCAGCACGUCCGCGUGCCAGGCGUUGGUUGUGCUUGGCGAGUCUGGAUUAUUGGACGUCAAGUCUGCACUAGCAACGUUCAUGGCAUUACUAUCUUCCUCAAAAAAUUAUCAGGCAAUCACCGUGGCAGUAAGUCGACUGUUGAUAUUAGAUUGGUCGCACGAUAAAUGCAACGAAUACACUCUCGAGGUUCCUACCCAGCACCCAUUUAUCGCGAUUCUCACCCAGGAAAAGCUCAGCUGGAGAUCCGUACUGAAUCAAAUGAAAUUCAUCAUGCAUUAUCACGACAAACGAAUUAUGGAGCAGAGUGUGAAGCUAUUACGACCCGUAUUCGUGCACAUAUUGUGCAAUCCUUCCAUGGAUUCGUGCGAGAGUUGCAAACGGGAGGCGUGGCAGCUUGUAAUCAAAUCUAGCAGCACUACGGAUUUGCGAACGGAGAUCUUACUCUGGUUGUGCACCAAUCGAGCGGACACUUGCGUCGAUGCGAACUGCCGGGUUCUCGAGCUCGCGGAAAUGGCCUUGUUGAAAAGAGACGAGGAGUUUUGUACCGCGUUAGUGCCUUUCAUCGUGUCUCUGACAAUACAGUUGUUGGAAUAUGGUCAUGAACCUAUGCAAAAUUUUUGCGCGAUACUGGAUCUCUUUGAAUACUGUUGCAGCUACGUAGGAAAUAUUACGGUAAUUUUGAUGGCAGAAAUAAUUUUGAUAUGUCCAGCAGCUUACUUGCUUGACGCCCUCCAAAUAUGUACAGUUGUCGUGGACAGAAUGCCGUGCCACGCUAUAUUGUUAAACGCGUUAGCUGCAUCCUUGUUAAAGUGGUUAGCCUAUCCGUCGUUAUUGUGCUCCGGCGCGUUAGCGACAGCGAAAGAAUUGUUAAUCAAGAUAAUGUCGCAGAAGAAAACGGAUAGUGGUAACGGUACUGUUUCAAAUAAGAUGCUGCUCGUAUUCGGCUAUAGCAAUAGAUACAUCCAAUUUUAUAUGGAACUCAUCCGCAGUCUAUAUUCUCUGAAAGAUGACACUCUUUCAUGGCUGGAUAGCUUGUCGCUCGCGCCAGUAGAUCUGAGAUACAUGUGUAAACUGGUUCUAUGCGGUAUCUUCCUGCGUAGCGACGAACCCCAGGUAGUGCAGAAGGUCUGCCACAUUCUCGUGCAGAUAACGAAGGAGAUCAACUCCUUCGCGUCGCACGUGCUGUCCCUGUUGCUGCACAAGUUAAUUAAGACCCGCGACAGCUGCACGUUGAAGUACCUGCUGCUGACUGUCCCGGAGUUCGUCAUGACCAAGGAAAAUCUACCGAUUGUCAUUCACACGUUGAAUACGCUACUGAAUAGCGGCAAGCCGCUGAAAUAUUUUGCGAUCCCACUUUAUCUGAAGGCAUUGGAGAAGGAGCCGCGCUGCUACCGCUUCCUAUCCACCGCCCUGAUGGACACCAUGGAGAAAGAUCGUAGCUGGCACGCGCAAGUGACGUGCGCUCGGGCGAUAAAGAACGUUUGCGAGAACCGGCCCGAGCACGGCGAGGAACUCGUGCCGUUGCUGUCGCAAAUCCUGAAUCAAUGCGUCGACCUGAACAGCGGCGCGGCCAGUGCGCUCGCGCUCGACAGCAUCUCGGUCCUAUGCAAGUCCGCGGUGAUAGGCAUUUUUUCCACGUGGCAGGUGUUAGCGCCGAAGAUGCGCAAGGAGAAGCGCACGGUGGUCCUGGAAAGUCUGUGCAAUCUCUUUGCCAACAUACCCUCGUACUUGUUUCGUACGAGCGACGACCACGACAGAUUCAUCGCCGACGUCAUGACACAAUUGUGGGGCUACACCGUCUGCGACGACACGAGGGUCGCGAGAGCGGCGUUCAAGGCGUUAAAGUCUUACCACGUGGAACAAAUUCCAGUGGGUGUUUUUACCCCAAACUUCCAAUUGGACGUCGUACAGCACGCAUCCAGGAAAACGGAUCGUGUAACUACGUCCGAGUUGCAGCACAUACCGGGGAUUUUGUGGAUCCAGAUGCUGAAAAAGGUGAACAGGAACGUCCUCUCGGCGGCCGGGGAUCUUCUCAUUUGCUUUAUUGGGGCCGAAUUGAGCGGCUUCAGGUCGCAAAUAUAUACUUGGCCGCAAGGAGAACCGCAAAACUGGAAAUACUUGCCAGAGAGAAGUGUGAUAAGGGCCGUCGGCGAGUAUCUCAGACGAGGCGACAAGGAGGACCGGAAUAAUUAUGUAAUCGUGGAAUGUCUGCGCAUAUUCGCUCAUAAGCACAAGAAGCCGUUGCCAAACGUAAAGUGGGACUUCCUAAAGGAAAUCAUGCAGAUAUCGGAGGAGGCUCGGGAGUAUAGCUUGUCCAUCGCGAGUCGUCAAUGUCACGUUUCGCUGUCGGCGAAAUUGCUGACAGAAAGCUUCUUAUCUAUGUAUACGUCCACGUCAGAAGCGGGUCGAUUAUUGCUGGACGAGAAACACUUGGUGCUUUACUCGAAUCUGGAGGAACUGUGCCAGGCUAUUCAGCCGAAUAACUUGAAAAACUUUCUCGAAACUUCUGUACAUUAUGCCAUUGACGGGAUCUUAUUGAAUGACAAAAGGUCUCUUCACCUGUUCAAUCACAUUAUGUCGUGUUAUGCCACCGCUUUAAAAAACGACACGAUACAAAUGGGAAAUCGCACGCUGCUAAUCACGAUACUGGAAGAGAUAUUGGGCAACGUCGACUUGACGUCCAAACAUUUCGAGAAAUAUUUUGAGGCUGUGAUGGAAUUGUUGGACAAGGAUGUCGAGAGAAUGACAUCGCCUGGCAUCUGGUGGGUAGUGACGCCGGAAAAACUGAAAACCGCCAUCGCCAUUAGAGCUCAGUCAGCUUUCAAGGGAGAUAUCGCCGCGCCGUUCACCUGGCUGAAUGAACUUGUCAACGUGACAGAGUUUAAUCCAGAAAUGCGAAAGUAUUUGUUGAAAAGUAUACAGAAAGUGCAGGCUGACGUGAGAUCGGAGAGCUCCUGCGAUUUUGAAAUACAAAAAGACUGGAUUUUAGAUUUUAUAAGACACAUCGACACGCUUAUGGUAGAGGCAUCAGAUGAGAAGAACAAUAUAGUCUUUUACUGUGAUAUUUUAUUCAUCUUGGUCAUCUGCUUGUCCGGCAUGGAGUGUCUCCUGCCGGAAAAAGAAUUGCUAAUCACUUCGCAAGACGUUAGAAUAAGAUUAUUUCCACAGGCGAUCUCUAUGCUCGUCGAUCGACAAAUUUGGAAGUCCAUAACACGCCAGAUUAUGAAAUGGCUGAAUCACAUGAGGAGCAGUUCUGUACCUGAUGUAUAUAUACUUGCAUUUCAAAGCGCAUUGAUCUUGUUAAGGCAUGAAGAAGACUAUAUUUCGGAAUGGAAAAAUUAUUUGUCAGUCAAAACUCGUACUCAGAUAUAAACGAAAGAGCGAUACGUUUACGUAGGAAAUAUUUUUAUGUAUAAAAGAAUGGAAGUUCUUGCGUUAAACUGAUUAAAGCUAUACGGCACACAAUACUAAUUUUUUAUACCGUUGGCUUUACUUAUUUGCAUUACUCAGCCUUGAAUUUCACUAACGAUCGAUCUUAUAAUAUGAUUGUAAUAAACAUCUGUAAAUACACACCCGACAUCCUACUUUAAUGUCUAUAUCUUAUCGCUAAUAAAGUAACAAUUAUAUCAA
Messenger RNA from Vollenhovia emeryi, 4020 nucleotides. Its product is annotated as focadhesin. The record is from RefSeq and is a predicted model, not a curated record. Gene Ontology annotation, biological process: regulation of post-transcriptional gene silencing. The transcript is spliced from 10 exons. NCBI's taxonomy places the organism in Eukaryota, Metazoa, Arthropoda, Insecta, Hymenoptera, Formicidae. The coding region runs from base 217 to 3762 and encodes 1181 amino acids.